AUGAAGAAGAAGGUUCUCCUCAUGGGCGCGUCGGGGAGUGGAAAGACGUCCAUGCGUUCACUCAUCUUCUCCAACAACCACGCGUCCCUCACCUCUCGUCUUGGAGCCACAAUAGACGUUGAGCAGAACCAUCUGCGCUUCCUUGGCGACCUCAUCCUCAACCUCUGGGACUGCGGAGGGCAAGAUGCGUUUAUGGACUCUUACCUCUCUACACAACAAGGAACCAUCUUCCAGCACGUCGGAGUGAUGAUCUACGUGUUCGAGGUCGAGACUCGGAAUCUGGAGAAGGAUCUGGAGUACUACAAGUCCUGUCUAGGUGCGCUGCAGAAGUACAGCCCAAACGCCUCUGUCUUCCUGCUGGUACACAAGAUGGAUUUGGCGCGGGGGCCGAAGGCGGACACCCUCGCAAGGAAGGGGAAGGAGCUGAAGGAAGCCAGCGGAGAUGUGGAGAUCACGGUGUUUGGCACCAGCAUAUAUGACGAGUCGCUUUACAAUGCGUGGUCAAGAAUAGUGCAUACACUCAUCCCGAAUGCCUCCGUACUCUCCCGACAUCUCGCCAAACUCGCAUCUGCUUGCAGCGCGACAGAAGUGGUGUUGUUCGAGCGAACGACGUUCCUUGUCAUCGCUACAUCCACUCCCGCCCCGCCGCCUCCGACCGCGCCAACGUCCCAACCGAAUGGGAUGGUUUCCGCCACAAAGCCCGAGGACGGUUCGGAUGCCGAGUCAAAUCCGCACCAAAUGGCCCCAACGCGGUACGAGCGCACGUCCGAGCUCAUCAAAGCGUUCAAGUAUUCUUGCUCCAGAGUGCGCGAAGACUUCGUCGCAUUGGAGAUGGAGCUACCGGAGUUCACAGCGGUGCUGGAUGAGUUGACGAAGAACACCUAUGUCCUCAUCGUCGUCCAUGACCCCUCAGUAGAGACGGCUGCCUUGCGACUCAACAUUCGCCUCGCUAGACCGAAAUUUGAAGAGCUCCAGGGGAGCAGUCUCCUGGGUGCAUGA
Epithele typhae is the source of this 999-nucleotide messenger RNA. Its product is annotated as Gtr1/RagA G protein conserved region-domain-containing protein. Gene Ontology annotation, cellular component: Gtr1-Gtr2 GTPase complex; fungal-type vacuole membrane; nucleus. Gene Ontology annotation, biological process: cellular response to amino acid stimulus; cellular response to starvation; regulation of autophagy. Bases 1 to 999 code for a protein of 332 amino acids. The record is from RefSeq and is a predicted model, not a curated record. Lineage: Eukaryota; Fungi; Basidiomycota; Agaricomycetes; Polyporales; Epitheliaceae. Gene Ontology annotation, molecular function: GTPase activity; GTP binding. The transcript has 5 exons.